UUACUCAACAAUCAAUAACCAAUUAACUUCUCCGAAUAAAAUGGCUUUCAAAUUUAUUACCUUCUGCACUCUUUUGGCUGCUGCUAAUGCUGGUUAUGUAUCACCUGUAACUUAUGCUGCUGCUCCAGUUGUGAAAUAUGUAAAUCCUGCUGUAGAUGCAGUAGCUACUACUCAACAAAAUGUAGUGCGUUCUUUUGGUGGUACUGUUUCUUCUUACUCUAAAUCGGUGGAUACUCCCUACUCUAGUGUUCGUAAAGUUGAUACACGCAUCAAUAACAAUGUCUACACUCCAGCUGUUGCCAAGACUGUAACCUAUGCUGCUCCCACUGUUACUUAUGCCUCACCCGCUGUUACCAAAACAGUUUAUGCUGCCCAUGCUACACCCGUAGUAGCUAAAACUGUAGCCUAUUCUGCUCCUACAGUUUACACUCAUGCUGCUCCUGCUGUUACUAAAACCGUAUACUCACACGAAUCUCCUUUGGUAUACGCUAAGCCAGCUUUAACUAAGACUGUCACCUAUGCUGCUCCUACUGCUACUACCUCAUACAAUCAUGGACCUGCUGCCACCACUUACACCCAUAGUGCUCCCGGAGUUUCUGGUUAUGGUACUAGUCAAACUGUACAUUACUCUCCAGCUGAAACCGUUUCUCACAUGAGUUUCGAUGGUUUCGGUACUCACUGGGGUUUCAACAACUUACUUACCAUGGCUUUCAAAUUCAUUACCUUUUGCACUCUUUUGGCUGCUGCUAGCGCCGGUUAUGUAGCACCUGUUACUUAUGCUGCCUCUCCUGUGGUUAAGUAUGUCAAUCCUGCUGUGGAUGCUGUUGCCUCUACUCAACAAAAUGUUGUGCGUUCUUUUGGCGGUACUGUAUCUUCCUAUUCAAAAACAGUUCAGACUCCCUACUCUAGUGUCAGUAAGGUGGACACCCGCAUUAGUAACAAUGUUUACACUCCUGCUGUUGCCAAGACUGUCACCUAUGCUGCUCCUGCUCUAACCAAAACUGUUAGCUAUGCUGCUCCCGCUGUUCAUUAUGCUGCUCCCGCUCCUGUAUACACCAAGACUUUGGUUUCAUCUCCUGUACCCACUGUUAAUACUUAUGCUGCUCAUGCUCCUGUUGUUUACUCACAUGCUGCUCCCGUCGUUAAGCAAGCCAUUGCUUACUCUCCCGCUGCUACUGUAGCUCAUGUCUCCUUUGAUGGUUUCGGUUCUCACUGGGGCUAUUAAAUUGUCUGACUUAAUAUUAUUUUUAUCACUUGUUGAAAUAAAUAAAUUUUGUUGAUUUUUGAAAUUAA
Lucilia cuprina (Australian sheep blowfly) is the source of this 1293-nucleotide messenger RNA. RefSeq names its product cuticle protein-like. The transcript is spliced from 2 exons. The coding region runs from base 41 to 1225 and encodes 394 amino acids. The record is from RefSeq and is a predicted model, not a curated record. NCBI's taxonomy places the organism in Eukaryota, Metazoa, Arthropoda, Insecta, Diptera, Calliphoridae.